Messenger RNA from Phaeoacremonium minimum UCRPA7, 3627 nucleotides. Its product is annotated as putative serine threonine kinase irei protein. Gene Ontology annotation, biological process: intrinsic apoptotic signaling pathway in response to endoplasmic reticulum stress; mRNA processing; protein phosphorylation. The record is from RefSeq and is a predicted model, not a curated record. The transcript has 2 exons. NCBI's taxonomy places the organism in Eukaryota, Fungi, Ascomycota, Sordariomycetes, Togniniales, Togniniaceae. Gene Ontology annotation, cellular component: IRE1-TRAF2-ASK1 complex. Gene Ontology annotation, molecular function: ATP binding; RNA endonuclease activity; protein serine/threonine kinase activity. The coding region runs from base 1 to 3627 and encodes 1208 amino acids.
AUGAUGCGGCGGCCUCCUGACCAAGGACGGCAUGGCGCCCAACAACGCAAAUAUCUCUGGGCAUUCGCCUUCUUCCUCCUGCCCUGGCUCCAGCUUGCAGAAGCACAGCAGCAACAGCAGCAGCAGCAGCAGCCCAUCGCUGCUCCUAUAAUUGCUGGUGGAUCCCGUCAAGAUGGAGGAGGAGGUAGAUCCCGCAAAGAGUCCCCCCUCGAGGGGGAUCGAGUCCUCAGCAAUCCUGCAGCGACUGCCUUCACCCAAGAAGUCAUCGAGACUCCCCAUAUUCAACGCAAGAAUACCUACUCUGUCGUUCACACCGACGACGACAACAAUAAUACCAAAAACAAGAAACGCAACUCUGAGAAUAUUCUAAUUCCUGACGAUGCGAGCGCUAUCGCUACUUUGGCUCCGGGACAGUCCGUUCGAGCACCACCCGCCAGACUUCAAUCCCUGCCCUCCUCAGUCGGGGCCGGGGUCUCCACGCCGCAUAUUGCGCGGAGUCUGGAGGAUUGGGAAGUGGAAGAUUUUGUUUUGCUGGCGACCAUCGAUGGAGAUCUUUACGCCAGCGACCGCAGGACCGGCAAAGAACGCUGGCGCCUGCAGGUCGAGCAGCCCAUGGUCGAGACAAUACACCAUCGAGCCAACGUGUCUGUCCUCGAUGACGACUACCACCCAAUCGAUCACUACAUUUGGGCUGUCGAACCCACAAAGGACGGUUCAUUAUACCUGUGGAUCCCUGAGAGUGCCACAGGCUUGGUCCGGACCAGCUUCACCAUGAAGAAGCUUGUCGAAGACUUGACCCCCUUUAGCGACGGCGAUCCACCCGUCAUGUACACGGGAGACAAACGCACGACAAUGGUCACUCUGGAUGCUGCCACAGGCAGGGUUUUGAGGUGGUUUGGCUCUGGCGGGUCCCAGGUCAAUGAACAGGACAGUUGCUUACGACCCAAUGCCCUCAUCGACCCGGAUAGUGCUGAAUGCAGCAAUAGCGGCACAAUUACCCUUGGUCGAACUGAGUACACUGUCGGCAUCGCUUACAAGGACACACGUCCUAUCGCGACACUCAAGUUCUCCGAAUGGGGCCCUAACAACUUUGAUAAUGAUCUACUUCUUCAGUACCAUUCGACCAUGGACAAUCGUUACAUCACUAGUCGACACGAUGGCAAGCUUUACGGAUUCAAUUAUGAACGACACGCAAGAAAUGCUAAACCAUACUUUGCCGAGGAUUUCACUUCGCCUGUCGUUCGUGUGUUUGAUGUUGCUCGGCCAUGGGGUGCUCCACCCGAGAGCAACCCAGAGCUCAUCAUUCUUCCACAGCCACCGCCGCCAGACAAGGAUGAUACUCUAGGUCAUCUACGCAGUAGCAGCAUUUUCUUGAAUCAGACACAGAAUGGCAGCUGGUACGCUAUGUCCGGACGUGCUUACCCUCUGAUCAUCGACGCCCCUGAGGCUCAGCUCAAUCAAAGAGAUUGGUUCGAUCUGCAACAGUCAUGGGACAUGAUGAACGAGGCCCAGAUAUCCAAAGCCUUGGUAGGAACGCACUCCCUAGGUAAUGCAUGGCGGGGUAUAAAACAACAGCCGCCAACUCUCCCUCCAGGCACAUUGACUCCUCCAAUUUCCGAGGAUCCGGACAACAACUCUGCAGUUCCUACGUUGCCGACAGCUGAGCCGGAGCCCCCCACAAUCAUUGACAAGGUGAAGACUCUGCCUCAAAUCGCUGCCGAUAGUAUCGUGGACUUCGUCAAGAAUCCUGUCAUGAUCAUUCUCUUCGUGUCUUUUUUCUUCUGGUACCGGAAGGAAUUGGGUAAGUGGGCAAAGAGCAAGAGUAAACAUCUCUUCCUCGAACCCGUGCCUGAAGGAAGCUUCGUGAGUGAGCGCGAGGCACUCAACACCGAGGACGCACCGGCAGAGAAGCCUUCUGAGAAGUCCGCUGAAGUCGUGGAAGAGUCUGGUCAGACAGAGAAAACUGAGCAGCUGAACGAAGACUCGUCCGAUAAGGAGACCACGCGUUCGGUGACAUUUGAUGAAUCCGUCUUGGUUGGCGAAGGCAAAACAAAUGAUCAGGUUGAUGGGGUCACACCUGCAAAGAAGAAGACACACAGGGGUCGUCGCGGUGGUGUGCGACAUCGCAAAGGUAAGAAUAAGCGUGAAGACUCACAAUCACGGGACGAUGAUCCGGUCAUAGUCACGGUUGAAGAGGCUGUCAACAAAGCCAAGAAACUGGGUGAGCAACCACGUGGCCCUGAGCCAGACAUCAUCACUGUGCCAAACGACGUAGAAGAGGUCUCUGGGCCUAUUCUCAAGAUGGGCAGUCUAGAAGUGAACGAGGAUCAGCAGCUGGGUACCGGCAGCAAUGGCACCGUGGUGUUCGCAGGCAAAUGGGACGGCCGAGAAGUUGCCGUGAAGAGAAUGUUGAUCCAGUUUUAUGACAUUGCGUCUCAAGAGACGCGACUGUUACGAGAAAGUGAUGAUCACCCCAACGUCAUCCGAUACUUCGCACAACAGCAACGCAAUGCCUUCCUCUACAUAGCUCUGGAGCUUUGUCAAGCAUCACUCGCAGACAUUGUUGAGAAGCCACACAUUUUCCGCGAUCUCGCGCAAGCUGGUGAGCGAGAUCUACCAGGGGUCCUCUACCAGAUUACCAAUGGUCUGAAUCACCUGCACUCCUUGCGCAUUGUCCACCGAGACCUCAAACCACAGAAUAUUCUUGUCAAUAUGGAUAAGCAUGGUCGGCCCCGUUUGCUUGUCAGUGAUUUUGGCCUGUGUAAGAAGCUAGAGGGCGGACAAUCAUCCUUCGGCGCCACUACCGCCCACGCUGCAGGCACCUCGGGAUGGCGAGCACCAGAACUGCUCCUUGACGAUGAUGCUCGAGAUUCUGGCACGAUGAUUGAUGCCGGAAGCUCGACUCACAGCGGCACCGGCAGCAACUUGGUGUCUUCGGACCUCAUGCCUAACCGGCGCGCAACUCGCGCAAUUGACAUCUUCUCCCUUGGUCUAGUGUUCUACUACGUCCUCACUAAAGGUUCCCAUCCCUUUGAUUGUGGCGAUCGUUACAUGCGGGAGGUCAACAUUCGGAAGGGUAACUACAAUCUUCGUAUGCUCGAUGUCUUGGGUGACUACGCUUUCGAGGCUCAGGAUUUGAUUUCGGCUAUGCUCAAUGCUGAACCGAGAAGAAGACCAAAUGCAAAGGAUGUCAUGGCGCAUCCCUUCUUCUGGUCGGCAAAGAAGAGGCUUAGCUUCCUCUGUGAUGUCUCUGAUCACUUUGAGAAGGAGCCACGAGACCCUCCGUCACCAGCUUUGCAAGAGCUUGAACGUCACGCUUCGGAGACUAUCCGCGGCGACUUCUUGAAGCAGUUACCGAAGGAUUUCGUCGACUCCUUGGGCAAACAGAGAAAAUAUACUGGGUCAAGGCUUUUGGACCUCCUCCGUGCGUUGAGGAACAAACGCAAUCAUUAUGAAGACAUGCCAGAUUCAUUGAAGAAGACUGUUGGCCCGCUGCCAGAAGGCUACCUGGGCUUUUGGACCCGCAAAUUCCCUAACCUCCUCAUCGUAUGUUGGAAUGUUGUUUAUGAAGUUCGCUGGGAGGAGACAGACCGUUUCAGGGAAUAUUAUGAACCUGCAAACCUUUGA